Molecule: messenger RNA, 309 nt
Organism: Heterostelium album PN500
Lineage: Eukaryota; Evosea; Eumycetozoa; Acytosteliales; Acytosteliaceae
Exons: 3
Coding region: 1-309 (102 amino acids)
Source: RefSeq, a predicted model, not a curated record
AUGUUGAAAGAGAUAUAUAAUAUAUUACAAACAACUACUACAGGAUCUUUAUGCUCUUCCUCACACCUCUUUGGUUCACAGCUAACUACGAAUAUCAUUGAAGGUCCAACCGAGAUACAAGAGAUCUUCAACCGUUUAGUAGCUUCUGACUCAUCCCUUAACAUCGUAGAAGAAAUAGUUGAAUGUAAAAUAUUAAAAAAAACUAGAUUUAAUAAUAGACAAGAAUCCGAAAUAGUUUUAGCAAAAUUCAUGUUGUUUGUAAUAUAUAUUAUAUUGAUCGAUGUUUGCAAACUUAAAGAAAAGCUUUAA